AUGGAAGAGCAAGGAUUGUUAAGUUAUGUGAAAAAAAUGGUACACUCCUUAAUCGUUUCAACGCCACAGGAUAUGACUGUGGAACAAUUGAAACGUGAUUAUAUUAACGUAGACGGAGUUCCUCUACCCUUUAGCAAGCUGGGCUUUAAAGACGUUGAAAGCUUUUUGCGUUCUAUUCCUGACACUGUUUCUGUAAGAGGAUGUGGUCCUAUGGCUCUAUUGGUGGCCAAGAAAAAUGAGAAAUCGGCCCACAUUCAAAGUUUGGUCCAAUGCCAAAAGAAGCCAAGUGUAAAAGCGCGCAAACAAAUUUGGACAAGAUAUCCUACCGAACGAUCAGAUCUUGUCUUCGUGAAUGAGAAGUCGAACGCAAGCAGGCCAGUUUACAAUAAUAAUCGAGGACGAGGAAGCUAUGCGACCAACAAAAACAACUACAACUCAAGACAGGUGCAUCAACGACCUUCGACAAACUUAAUCGCAAGUUCGCUUAAGAAGGUCUCUAUUGCAAAUGUCGAAGAAGAAGACAAUGUCAAACAUUGCUUGCCCGAUAAUAAGGAGGAUAUUAAGCCCAUUAUUUCUGAUCAUACGGUCAAAAAUGACAAUAAUUUGAAUAAAAAACCAAUUGCAACUUAUCACACAGAAUAUAUAUCAUCGGACGAAGGCUGUGAUGAAGAUGCCCUUCCAGCGUAUGCUGUGGAUGACCAAAUUCGAAAUUUAAUUGUAAACGAUAACAGAGUGAUCGAUGUGAAACCCGAAAUUAGAACUGUAUUAAUAGAGCCCAAAAAAGAGCCCGUCGACAAAUACGUAUCCUCCGAUGAUGGUAACGAUGAGGAAGCCAUACCGGGAUAUGCUGUGGAUGACCGUGUCUUAAAAGUGGACUAUCCAACGGAUGCUGUUCGUUAUGAUUUUGUACUGCCAGUUCGCGACAUCAAUAAGAGACUUAAGCUAGAUGAUCGCAUUCGAGUGAAGCUUGUGACGGUAUCAAGUCCACACAGCUUCUUCUUUUGGAUACAGGACGAGGAGUACGAUACCUACAAGGCAAUGGCAAUUAAUAUGCAAUUCUAUUAUAGAGACAUAGAUAUGAAAAAAUACACUAUUCCAUUGCACCUUGUUAUGCCUGGACAUUUGGGAGCCAUUCACACCAGGGGAACUUUCUGGCAGCGCGUUCGUGUGCUUGCUGUGAAGAUGGGCCAUCCAAUGAAUAUUGAGGUGGAGCUCAUUGAUACGGCCGAGAGAAUGUGGAUUACCCACAGCGAUCUGAAGUGUCUAUCCAAAGAUUUUGCCACACUGCCAGCUCAAUGUCUUUACGGAAGACUGGCCAAUAUUAUGCCCAGGCAAGGUGGACACUUUUCUGCAGAUGCCAGCAAAUAUUUUUACGAUCUCGUAGCUUACCGCCAACUCUUUGCAAAAGUCGAGAAAAUCAACAAUGCGGAUAACGCCGUUCACAUGAUACUUGUGGACUCGAGUUCGAGUUCGAAAUCUGCUGUGAAUAUUAAUUUAUCACUCCUCGAGCUAGGAUUGGUGCUCCGCAGUUAUAAUCCUUAA
Messenger RNA from Drosophila nasuta, 1542 nucleotides. RefSeq names its product tejas (gene tej). The record is from RefSeq and is a predicted model, not a curated record. The coding region runs from base 1 to 1542 and encodes 513 amino acids. The transcript is spliced from 8 exons. NCBI's taxonomy places the organism in Eukaryota, Metazoa, Arthropoda, Insecta, Diptera, Drosophilidae. Gene Ontology annotation, biological process: piRNA processing; spermatogenesis; P granule organization. Gene Ontology annotation, cellular component: P granule.